Megalops cyprinoides (Indo-Pacific tarpon) is the source of this 2913-nucleotide messenger RNA. RefSeq names its product TBC1 domain family, member 17 (gene tbc1d17). Gene Ontology annotation, biological process: activation of GTPase activity. The coding region runs from base 149 to 2065 and encodes 638 amino acids. Lineage: Eukaryota; Metazoa; Chordata; Actinopteri; Elopiformes; Megalopidae. The record is from RefSeq and is a predicted model, not a curated record. The transcript has 18 exons. Gene Ontology annotation, molecular function: GTPase activator activity.
CUGCCGCCUGCGUGCGGGCUCGUUCUCGCUUCGUCUAUCUGCUUGGGCAACGUGCGCGCUCCCGCCUCAGUGCGGCGGUGCAUUCAGCUAGGCGGAAGUGUCGUCUGGAGUUGCGUUGUUUUGGGAAAAAUACAUUGGUGACGAGAGAAUGGAGUCGAACGGGGCAAGUCACAAGCUGAUCUUUGAGAAGGAGGGGGUGUACCUACACACCAACGCAAAGAGGAGCAACCAGGACACCACCAUUCCAGGGUUCAUCCGCAUCGUAGAGAGGGGUGGAGAGCCAGCACUGGAGUGGAGCCCUCUUGAGGAGGAGAGAGGAAGUGCACCCUCUGUGUUCUAUACCAAAAAGGAUGGAGAUGGAGGGGAGGAGGAGACGAACUUUGACCCUGGUUAUGAGCCAGACUGGGCAGUCAUCAGCACAGUGAAAAGGGAGCGAGAGCACCCCCCAGUGAGAGAGACAGGUCAGUGGGGUUCCUUCUCCCUCCCACUGUCGGAGCUCUACUCCUUACGCCGAGCCAGGUUCUCCCUCGGACGGAACUUCCUGGUGAUCACCAGCAGGGGGGGCCACCCCCUCCCCCCUCUGCACUUCCACAGGGGAGGCACCAUGGAGCUGCUGCGGGCCCUUCAGCGCUAUAUCAUCCUGGCACCGUCACCAAUGGAUGCACGGCUCUUCCUGGUGUACCCUCACGACUCUGGCGCCCUGUCACAGUCAUUUGAUGAAUUGCACCUUUUUGAUGAGAGUGGAUCUGAUCUUGUGUCGAGGUUUAUUCAGGACCCCUAUGCAACUACGUUUGGGGGAUUCUCCAAGGUCACCAACUUCUUUCGAGGAGCACUUCGGCCACAGGACUCCCCACUCCAUCCUCGGUCCCCUCAGGACUCACAUGGCCCCCUCUCAGCUGAUGAAGAGCCUGGGUUUGAACUCAUUACCUGUGGAGCAGAACUGGGUCCAAGGCCGGAAGUGACAAGGGGGGAGCCCCUGGACAAGUGGGACGAGUUUUUGGACCCAGAAGGUCGAGUCAAGGAUCCCCAGCAAAUCAAAGAGAUCAUUUUCAGAGGGGGCAUCACUCCAUCCCUUAGGAAGGAGGUGUGGAAGUUUCUCCUGGGUUUUUAUCCUUGGAACAGCACAGCCAAAGAGAGGGAGGACAUUGUGAGAGUGAAGACGGAUGAGUAUUUCAGGAUGAAAGUGCAGUGGAAGUCGGUCAGCGAAGAACAGGAGAUGAGGAACUCCCUGCUCAGGGGAUACCGCAGCUUGAUUGAGCGAGACGUGAGCCGGACAGACAGACACAACACCUUCUUCUCUGGCAAUGAUAACCCGGGGCUGACCCUGCUGAAUGACGUCCUGAUGACCUACUGCAUGUACAACUUCGACCUGGGUUAUGUCCAGGGAAUGAGCGAUCUCCUGUCCCCCAUCCUCUUCGUCACUCAGAAUGAGGUGGAGUCAUUCUGGUGCUUGACUGGCUUCAUGGAGCUUGUGCACCAGAACUUCGAGGAGUCUCAGGAGGCCAUGAAGCAGCAGCUCUUACAGCUCAGUAUCCUACUGAAAGCACUGGACCCAGAGCUGUGUGACUACCUGGACUCUCAGGACAGUGGUUCGCUGUGUUUCUGUUUCCGUUGGUUACUGAUCUGGUUCAAGAGAGAGUUCUCCUUCGAGGACAUCCUGAUCCUGUGGGAGGUGUUGUGGACUCGCCUGCCUUGCCCAAACUUCCAUCUGUUGACGGCCUGUUCCAUUCUGGAGUCGCAGAGGGGAGAGCUGAUUGGCUCCAACCAUGACUUCAACACAAUUCUGAAGCACAUCAACGAGCUGACGAUGAAGCUGGACCUGCAGUCAGUGCUGUGUGGAGCUGAGGCUAUCUACCUGCAGCUUACCCGAUGCAAGGAGUUGCCUGUGAAGGUCCAGGAGGUGUUGGGACUGUGCCCCCCUGCCAGCUCGAAUGAAAACAGCCCAGAUUUAGAACCAAGUGAGACGCAGCCGCUUAUUGGCCAAUCAGAAGGUGGAGCUGCUGCUGCAACCGCCCAACCAGGGAACAGCUGUGAGACAAAGCGCCCACCCCCUUCGUACCCUUAACUCCAAAGGACUUAGCAGGAGACAGGGAUCGAGAGGAAGAGGACAAGAGAAGUAGCGAGGGGUUUUUUGCCUGAGAUACUGUAUAUACUGUAGAAAGAGAGGAGGAUACCAUAUUGACUGUUAAUAGGGAAAGAAAGGCCAGUGCUGAAAGUGAGAGAGGUGAUUUAACUCUUUAUUUCACUCCUUAGUUAAAGAUAUAUAGUUUUCAACAUUUGUUUGUGCUUAUAUAUGCCUGCGUAUACAUUUAUGCCUAUUUAUCUACACAAUAUUUUUUCCACCUGUCUCUUUUGAUGUGGCAGCGAGUCCCUUUAAUGUGUCUUAUGCUGAUGUGAUCUGUCUCUGUCCUUUCUUGAGUACACACUACUACAGUCUAGCUGUCUUGGCUUGCCCUUACUUGUCUCUCCCCCUCUCUCCUUUCCCCCACUCUCUCACUCCCCUCUUAUAUAAAUGACAGAAGAUAAAACUCACUGACAGCUGUUUGUUACUGAAUGAGUUUAAGUUGUUCUGAUGCUCACCUGCAUGUCACCUGUGUCACCUGUGUCUGUCAUAUGUAUGGUAUGUUAUAACCAUAUUUUAUUAUCUUGAUCUACGAAUCUUAAUACAAAUAAAAUAUAUUCCCAAACUCUUAAACAGCUAAGUGCUUGCUCAGUUCAUGUGUUAAAUUUCUCCUCACAUACCACUCUGGAGGAAAAGCGAAGCCCACAUCCCAUCUCACUCCUCCUUUUGUUUGUCUUUCAUCCCCCCCCCCCCCCCCCUCACAAUCUGUUCAUCUUUACACAGCCAUGAAUACUAAGCCUAAUUUGUCAAUGGCGCAAGGUCCUCCUCUUUUUCGCUGCCAGGGUCUUUUU